UGAUUCCUGAGUUUGGCGUGAUGUAAUAUUGUUAUGUUUAGGAGGGUGGUAAAAUUUUGCUACAGCGCAGACAAAGUUCGAUGUCGCUGUUGUUCACGUAGUGUUGACACCACGACGCGUGGACUGUUAAAUCCUUCUCGCGAUGGGGACCGCAGUGGGAUAUGCGCUGAGAAAACUUUUUGUUUAUUUAUCAGCUGUGGCAAUGAUAUUAUAUGCGAUCAUGCACAUGACCUUGAUGAAACUCCUUUCAAUCGUUUGCCCGGGACUGAUGAAGAAAAUCAAUCUAAAAAUGGGUGAGAGGUCGACAAUGACCCAAAAUCCCAAAUUCAAAUACGAAGACUGGGGUCCAACUUUCUUUUCUCUGGCGUUCAUAAAAACCGUGAUCUCCGUGAACUGGUGCUCGCUGGGCCUGGAAGCGUUUGAGGGGCACGCCGCUCCAGACACAGCUUUAUUCACCCUGGACGGGCAGAAAACGAGCAUUCAUCGUUUUCUUAAAGGGAACCGUCCACUGGUUCUGAGUUUCGGAAGCUGCACAUGACCCCCGUUUCUCUUCAAGCUUGACGAGUUUAAACAACUUGUCAGGGACUUCAGUGAUGUGGCUGAUUUCCUUGUGGUUUACCUUGCUGAGGCGCACGCAACUGAUGCUUGGGCCUUUGCAAACAACGUCGACAUCAGCGUACACAAAAACUUGGAGGAGAGACUCUCUGCAGCCCGGACCCUGGUCAAAGAAGACCCUCUCUGCACUGUGGUAGUGGAUGAGAUGACCAACAUCACUGCCAGCAAAUACGGAGCCCUGCCUGAGCGCCUCUAUGUCAUUCAGAGUGGGAAUGUUAUCUAUCAGGGUGGCAUUGGACCUUGGGGGUACAAGCCUGAAGAGGUCCGAAAAGUUCUGGAAAAAAUUAAAUAAAGGGGGAAAAAAAUCAUGACUAGAUUUAUAUACAGUAUUUGCACUUUUCUGAAAUUCAGGUGCCUGAACGCAUUUUCUGAGUCCUUGUGUUUGCUUGUGACAGAUACAGAUUAAACCAGCUGGUCUCUGUAUCUUGAUGUUUCAAACACAGGCGGAUGUAAAAUGUAAGUUGGUGACAGUAUCUUUAAAAAAACAUUUUUUAAUGGAAUAUGUAAUCAAAAUGUUUUUUGUAGGGCUGGCAAAUGAUUAAUCGCAAUUAAUCGCAUAUAAAAUAAAAGUUUGAGUUUGCCUAAUAUAUGUGUGUGUACUGUGUGUAAUUAUUAUGUAUAUAUAAAUACAAGCACAUUCAUGUAUAUAUUUAAGAAAUAUUUACAAGUAUAUGUAUUUAUUAUAAUUUUUAUAGAAUUUAUAUUAAAUAAAAAAUAUUUUGUACAUAAAUAAAAUAUUUCUCUUAAAUAUAUACAUUCAUUUCUGUGUAUUUAUAUAUACAUACAACUAAAUAUAUUGUAAAAAUUGUAUAUGAUAUGGAUAUGUAUUGUGAAAAGCGCUAUAGAAAUAAAUUUGAAUUGAAUUUGAAUAUACAUAAUAAUUACACACAGUACACACACAUAUAUUAGGCAAACUCUAACUUUUAUUUUGUAUGCGAUUAAUCACGAUUAAUCGUUUGCCAGCCCUACUUUUUGUAAAUAUUUGAUAUAUAUUUUGUCUGCUUUAAUGCAAGUGUGUAAUUAUCAUACAAGCAAGACUACAUAAAUAUCAGUCAGCAAAGACUGUGAAGUGCAUCUGUGCCUUUAAGGUUUUUUUCUGAACUUGUGACUGUAAAUGAUGCUUACAGGGUAAAACUGUGUAAACUGUAAACUGAUAAUUCAGUCAUUUGUUCAAACAAUUUUAGAAGCACAGAUUUUUAGUGAGUUUUUAACCACUAUUCAAAUAAACGGUCAUAUCAUAUUGA
Messenger RNA from Labeo rohita (rohu), 1859 nucleotides. It is a transcript of the gene dio1, whose product is annotated as iodothyronine deiodinase 1. Lineage: Eukaryota; Metazoa; Chordata; Actinopteri; Cypriniformes; Cyprinidae. The record is from RefSeq and is a predicted model, not a curated record. Gene Ontology annotation, molecular function: thyroxine 5'-deiodinase activity. The transcript is spliced from 4 exons.